AUGACUGUAAAAGAGGAGAUUGCUCGGCUAAAAGCUAAGAUUGAAGAGCUAAAGAGACAUAAAUUUAGGAUAGAAGAGGAAUUGGCUCAAAAUGAGGAAUAUAAUGAGGAAAACAAUGAGUGGCUAAGAGCGAAGCUGUCAAUUGAGAAAACUCAGGAUCAACAUGCACCAAGCACAAUCGAAAAGAUUACCAAUGAAGAUAGGGGUACUGAAGACAAAUCAGAAAGAGCAGUAGCACCUCUAGUGAGUAUCGAGCAUCACGUCAAGGUUCCUUUCCAACAGAGGCUCUGUAAGAACAAUCUUGAUAAGAAGUUUGCAAAGUUCCUUGAAGUAUUCAAGAAACUGCAUAUCAAUAUCCCCUUUGCCGAGGAUUUGAAGCGAAUUCCUAGUUAUCUUAGUUUCAUGAAGGAGAUAUUGUCUAAAAAAUGUAAGAUGGGUGAUUAUGAGAAAGUGAUAUUAAUGGAGGAGUCUAGUUCUAUCUUGCAGAGAAAGCUUCCACAUAAGUUGAGAGAUCCAGGGAGCUUUACCAUACCUUGA
This is a messenger RNA of Humulus lupulus (European hop), 537 nucleotides long. RefSeq lists its product as uncharacterized. The record is from RefSeq and is a predicted model, not a curated record. Lineage: Eukaryota; Viridiplantae; Streptophyta; Magnoliopsida; Rosales; Cannabaceae. The transcript is spliced from 2 exons. The coding region runs from base 1 to 537 and encodes 178 amino acids.